This is a messenger RNA of Rhinichthys klamathensis goyatoka, 1424 nucleotides long. It is a transcript of the gene tmem130, whose product is annotated as transmembrane protein 130. Bases 267 to 1151 code for a protein of 294 amino acids. The transcript is spliced from 8 exons. The record is from RefSeq and is a predicted model, not a curated record. Lineage: Eukaryota; Metazoa; Chordata; Actinopteri; Cypriniformes; Leuciscidae.
CAUCAUUUGAAAGAUUUGGGAUAAUAUAGAGACUUUUGCACGUUCUUUAGAAAUCCAUCCAGAGGAAUGGGCUUGUGAAUUCGUCACGUUUCUGCAUGAAUUAUGUUCUCUUUGGCAGCACAACGCACAUCAUUAUUCAGAUAAGCAUAAGGAUUCAACACGCGAAUAUGAUUUCAAGCCUUUACCAAACAGACAGAAAGAUAUAAAAGCUUGAACGUCUCAGUCAUACUCUCACAAGUCACAAGCUGUACAGAUUUGGAGGCCACAUGAACUGGAUCCGGAGUGUUCUGGUUCACACUUUUCUCUCACUGAUUUCCUCUCUUGCUUUUGGGAUACCCGACGAGUUAUCCCAUCAGUUAUCUGGAAAUGUCAGAGGAAAGAUCAUUUUUCAUCAAAUGGAAGGGAAUUCAACAUACUUGCGGGAUAGUGGGAAGCUGGCAUCUUGCUUACCCACCAUGGUUUCCUUUGAGCUGUCUGACCCGAGACAUAACCUGCACUCUGUCACAUUUAUAUACACAUGGGACAUGGGAAAUGGGGAAGUGCGUAAAGGCUCGGCGCCUUUUCUGAAGUAUUACUACACCUUACCAGGGAACUACACGUUUAAAUUGAGCAUUGGAACCAAUAACACCCAACAUUCCAGAAUGACUGGACUGUACUCUGUAUAUUUGACUGUGUUAGAUGCUAUAAGGAGCAUUGAAUUGAGAGGACCUUUAACUUAUAACGUGGACGAAAGCAGCAGUCUGUCCUUUCAUGUUGGAGGAAGUCCUCCUGUUUGGAUGUGCUGGAGAGUUUUGUCUGAUUGCCAAACUCCUAGUCCAGCUUCCUGCAAUUUAGUCAGGCUCCACGGGAACAUAUUCAAUCUGAACUACACCUUCACAUCAGUAGGAACAUAUUGCUUAGACCUGAGUGUGAGGAAUAAUAUCAGCAACCUCCAGACAUCCUACGACAUCUAUGUGCAGAGCAGCCCUGUGAGUCUUCUCUUCAUUUUACCCUGCGCUGCAGUGAUUGUUGCUACCCUCAUAUUCAUCUCUGUGUCAGUGUGUCGUCCUCGGCAGCAAUCCCUCAUGUCUAAGGCACUGGUCGCAGAUAGGAAUUAUCUCUCCUUCACAGACAUCGAGUUGCGUGUCAAGGAUGCAACCAUCCCUUUAUAGGGCAAUUCUCCUGCUUCUAAGACAAAUGAAGCCCUGCCCCUUCUUCAUCAGCCGGGGGCUUCCCACAACACCCAACCCUGUUAGUCUCACUGUGACCGCCCCAAACUAAAACACAUUUGAAGUAUUCCUUUCCUUUUGAUCCUUCUUUCAAUGCAUGAAUUUCAUUAUUUUGCUACAUUGUCAAUCUAUUUACAUUUGAAGCUAAGAUAGAGAAGACAGGUAUAGACAAUCCUAUGAAUAACCCAAAUCAGAAGCCAUGAAAGCGUUUCAUUU